Messenger RNA from Dermacentor andersoni, 474 nucleotides. The record is from RefSeq and is a predicted model, not a curated record. Lineage: Eukaryota; Metazoa; Arthropoda; Arachnida; Ixodida; Ixodidae.
GACGUGCGUGAUCGUUCAGGUGCCACGAUCGGCUCCGUCAAGAUGCAGUGCACCCUGAUAUAUCCGAAUUUCUCAGUGCUGGACAGCGAGAAAAACGCUGUCCUGCUGAUUAAGGGGCCCUGCUGCACAAGAUCCAUCUGUUGUGAGAACGUGAAGUUCGAUAUCGUAACCAUGGACGGCGCCACGAAGAUUGGCGCGAUAACGAAGCUCUGGGGCGGAUUGUGCAAGGAAGCCUGCAGCGUAGGCGAGAGCUUCGCGGUCACCUUCCCCUUGGAUUUGGACGUCAAGAUGAAGGCCGUGCUGCUCGGUGCCGUCAUUCUACUUGACUGCAUAUACUACGAGGGCGGAUUCUGUGCGACGUGCUGGACUUGUGCCUGUCAGCUGGAGUGCAGAAGUCGUUAAAGUUGACAGCAGAUUAGACAUACGCACAAGUUUCCAGCCUACAACACACUUGACUGCUACGAAAAAAAGUGA